This is a messenger RNA of Paramecium octaurelia, 236 nucleotides long. The record is from the annotation of a GenBank genome assembly. NCBI's taxonomy places the organism in Eukaryota, Ciliophora, Oligohymenophorea, Peniculida, Parameciidae.
AUGCCUUUAAGGCAGAAUCAUUCGUUACCCCGUUUUCCAUUUAUGUCUCGAUCAGCUUUUUCAAAGGUAAAAGAUUUUUCCUAUGUACUACAAGAAGAUAAUUUUGAAAUUUUUGAUUCCUCCUUAGCUGUAAAAUUGAUAAAAUUUUUUGAUUUAAAUUAGAGGAAAAGAACCUUAUUUUGACCCAGACAAUUUAGGAGAAAGCCAAUGAAUGUGACUAUAAUAUUUAACUGCCA